Molecule: messenger RNA, 1440 nt
Organism: Elaeis guineensis (African oil palm)
Lineage: Eukaryota; Viridiplantae; Streptophyta; Magnoliopsida; Arecales; Arecaceae
Source: RefSeq, a predicted model, not a curated record
AUGAUAUAUAGUAAAGAUUUACCAACUAGCUCAAGCAUAUUGCCCAAAAAUCCCACAAAUGCAUCAUUAGCAGAUGGAUCAUCCAGUCGUGAAAGACAAACAUUCGAUGCAGAAAAUAGAGAAAUUCUGGAGGAUCUCCAUCUGGAGUUAUUUGAAGCAAAUAUGGAAGCGAGAUCAGAAUAUCAGCAUCCCAUUCCGAGACAAGAAGCUGAGGAGACAAUCACAACUAGAGGAAGAUUCAUCUUAGACUUCUUCAGCCCUACCAAAACUAACAAUCGUUACAUCGGCAUAUGGUAUAAGAUCUCAUCUCCGACCGUCGUGUGGGUUGCCAAUCGCCAGCACCCGAACUCCGAUUCCAAUGGCAGCCUAUCGAUCACGACUAAUGGAACUCUCAUCACCAACCAGAAUUCUAAAAUCAUGUGGUCCUCAAGCUCGUCGGGGCUUGCCAGCCCAAGCUCAGACUAUUCAACCGACACUCUACUCCCGAUAAUGAAGUUCGGGUGGAACCUAACGAGUGGCUUCAGCCGUAACUUCACAUCAUGGACUAGUCCAAGUGACCCAGCAUCAGGCCCUUGCGCCAUGGUUAUGGAUCUUCAUGGCGACCCCCAGGUACUUGUGUGGGAAGGUUUAAACCAGCUAUGGCACGUCGAGCCAUGGAACGGACAAAGGUUCAGCGGCAUUCAGAAUAUAAUGCACUAUAAAAUCUUCAAACUAUACUUUGUCAUGAAGGACGACGAGGUCUUCUACAUGUGCAAUACCACCAGCACGUCGUUCAUCACAAGGCUCACUGUGAACUAUACCGGUGUGGUCCAGCGCCUUGUUUGGAUUGAUGAUAACCAAAUGCGGAGCAUCUACAUGUCUAAGCCGAAGGACCAAUGUGAUUAUGUAUCACAAUGCAGCGUUUAUGGGGUCUGUAAUAUAGCUGACUCAUCGAUUUGUAGUUGCUUGCAGGGGUUUAAGCCUAGGUCGCCGACAAAUUGGGACAUUAGAAAAGGGAGAGAUGGGUGUACGAGGAUGACGGAGCCGGACUGUCGGAAUGGGACUGAUGGGUUUGUGACAAUAAAGGAGGCAAAGCUGUCAGAUAUAUCGAGAUCGAUGGUGGACGGUAGCAUGGGAUUGGAUGAGUGUAGGGCUACAUGCUUGAGAAAUUGUUCGUGCACGGCCUAUGCUAGUGCUAAUGUCAACGAAACCGGUUGCAUAAUUUGGACAACGGAGCUCAUUGAUAAUAGGGUGUGUUCCUUUGGUGGACAGGAUCUGUAUGUCCGGCUAGGGGCGGUUGAUUUAGGUAUGUACACUUUUAUUUACCGAAGUCAACAACUGCACGUUAGAAAGAUUUAUACCAUCGGAUCAGUGCAAGCUGGAAAUCGGCAGAUGCUUGCAUCAACAAUUCCUGUGCCAGUUUGUACUGAUUCCAAGGUGGACUUUGUUCUUAUUUUAUAG